This is a messenger RNA of Dichotomopilus funicola, 1083 nucleotides long. RefSeq lists its product as uncharacterized. NCBI's taxonomy places the organism in Eukaryota, Fungi, Ascomycota, Sordariomycetes, Sordariales, Chaetomiaceae. The transcript has 4 exons. The coding region runs from base 1 to 1083 and encodes 360 amino acids. Gene Ontology annotation, molecular function: mRNA binding. Gene Ontology annotation, cellular component: ribonucleoprotein complex; nucleus; cytoplasm. The record is from RefSeq and is a predicted model, not a curated record.
AUGACUACCACCGUCGAGAAGGUUGCUGACGCUGCCUCCGCUGCCGUCAAUGACGUUACCAACGCUCUGGCCAAUACCUCUGUUUCUGGCAAGGCCGCCGACGACAAGUCGGCUAACAAUGACGCUGUCCUUGCCAGCGCUGCCGAAGGUCGCCGCCUGUACAUCGGAAACCUGGCUUACCCGACAACCGAGGGGGAGUUGAAAGAAUUCUUCAAGGGCUACCUUGUCGAAUCUGUUUCCAUCCCGAAAAACCCUCGCACCGACCGCCCGGUUGGUUAUGCCUUUGUCGACCUGUCGACCCCCAGCGAGUCCGAGCGUGCUAUCGCUGAGCUUUCGGGCAAGGAGAUUCUGGAGCGCAAGGUCUCCGUUCAGCUCGCUCGCAAGCCCGAGUCGAACGACAAGGCUGAGGGCGCUAACGCCGAGGGCGGUGCUGAAGGCACCCGCCGCCGCCAGUCUACUCGUGGUCGUGGCCGGUCUGGCCGUGGCCGUGGUGGACGUGCUCGCGGCGGCCGUGGCAGCGGUGAUGAGAAGAAGGACGAGGACGGUGUUGCCCCUGCUGAGGGUGCGGACACCACGGUCGAGCAUGAGGCCCUGAAGGACGUCACCAACGAGGCCGCUGGUGACAGAGAUGGCAAGGCCGGCAAGGGCCAAGGCCGUCCCCGUGAGCGCCGGGAGCGAGGCCCCCCGGUCGAUGGUAUCCCCUCCAAGACCAAGGUCAUGGUUGCUAACCUCCCGUAUGACCUGACCGAGGAGAAGCUCAAGGAGCUAUUCGAGGCUUACCAGCCCCUGUCCGCCAAGAUUGCCCUGCGCCCCAUUCCCCGCUUUAUGAUCAAGAAGCUUCAGGCUCGCGGUGAGGCUCGCAAGGGCCGUGGUUUUGGCUUCGUCACCUUGGCCUCGGAGGAGCUGCAGCAGCAGGCCGUGGCUGAGAUGAACGGCAAGGAGAUCGAGGGUCGCGAGAUCGCAGUCAAGGUUGCCAUUGACAGCCCUGACAAGACUGAUGAUGACAUCAAGGGUGCCGAGGUGGAGGAGGCCGCUGGCCUUGAGCAGGCUGAGACCGCUGCCCCUACCGAUGUUGUGGCCUAG